CCAUUUGCAGGGACGCGCAGGGGCAACACCGCGGUGGUCAGCGGUAAAAAGUGAACGAAGCACAGCGUCCACACGCCGUGCCCGUCUGGUUCGCUAACAGCAACGUUGUGCCAUGUAACGCAUUGCACAGACUAGCCUCAGGUCUCCCCGCCAGACCAACUGGCGUCUCCAAAGAGUACAUGAACGCUGCACACAGCCCGCCCUGGCCAGGAGAUGCAUCACACAACGCACGUGUGUCGGGGCAGGCGAAAGCGAGAAAGACAACGUCGAGCGGCGUUCAUUGCCCGCUGGCAUGCACGUGGCAGCCGCUGCUGCCGCAACGACGACGACGAAGCAGGCGCGGAGACGGGUGCAGCUGCCGCCAGGGGUUGUCGAAGAGAAACGUUCGAAACAACCAGCCGAGGCCCGCGGUGAGUGCGCGCAGGAGGAACCCUGACCGAAGCAGCAGCAGCGGCACUGGUUUGAGCACCGUGGCGCAGGCCAUCAGCAUAAAGGAGCGUCCAUCGUAACCAUGAGCAGCUCGACCACGACCGGCGGCUACGUCCUGUCGGGACGCAUCUUCGUGGGCGGCCUCGACAGCGCCAUGGCGCGCGAGGACCUGGAGCGCGAGUUCGGCAAGUACGGACGCCUCAAGGAAGUCUGGAUGGCGCAGAACCCGCCGGGCUUCGCGUUCGUCGAGUUCGAGGACAUGUCGUGCGUCGACGAGGCGGUGCGCGAGAUGAACGGUGCCAUCGUCAACGGUGCGCUGCUGCGGGUCGAGAGGGCUCGAGAUAAAGCGAGGACGACGCGCGGUGCUGGAGCCAGCGGGGUCGGACCCUUCAGGCCGCGGUCGCGCCGAGGUGGCGGAGCAGGGGCCGCGGCGGGCAUGUACCAGCAGGCCGGCCUCGAACGCAAGAUGAUGCGCCGCGCUCCGACGCCCACCGUCGGUGCGGCGUCCAGUCCCCCGGAGUCGGCGCCGCCGAUGCCCACUGGUUUCGCUCUUGGUGCGUCACCGGGUGUCGCCGGCUACGGCUACGACUACGCCGCUGCCGCAGCCGUCUCCAAUCCGUACGCCACGGCCGCAGCCUACGCGCCGGCCCUGCCGGCACCCACGGGCUGGGAGGCACCGUACGGGGCCACGUACUACGCGGCGCCUGCGCCGGGGUACGCUCCCUACUACGGCGAGUACUACGGGAUGCCGGCGAACAUGGCGGCGGCUCCGAUGCCCGUUGCAGACCCGACGGCGGCGGCGGCGCUCUACCAGCCACACGACUACGGCCAGAUGUAGGGGCCCAGAACCACUAACCCCGCCACGGUGUAGGAACAGUGUGUGUGUUGUGUGUGUGUGUGUUGACAUAAAAAGAAAGGGCCUCUUUUGCUUGCACUUGA
Molecule: messenger RNA, 1368 nt
Organism: Dermacentor albipictus
Lineage: Eukaryota; Metazoa; Arthropoda; Arachnida; Ixodida; Ixodidae
Biological process (GO): mRNA splicing, via spliceosome
Cellular component (GO): nuclear speck
Molecular function (GO): mRNA binding
Source: RefSeq, a predicted model, not a curated record